UUCUUGAACGACUCGAUCGAAUUUAACAUCGCCAUGAAACCGGUUUUGUUUCCAGUAGUUGCCAAUCCAAGUUCGAUAAAGAAAACAAACGAUAUCAGUGACUGAUAUUUUUCCAGUGGAAGUCGAAUUUUUGUUAAUUUUUAUUCAAUAGUUUUUAGAAAACUCUCGACUUCUUUCAAAUAACGUUUUUGAUUCAGAAAAUAAUCACUAUGUGUGAUUUUUCAAUGACCUAUUUCUGUAACGAAUCAUACUUCAGUAUUUUUUUGUUUGAAAUUUAAAUCGUAAAUAUGCUUUUUGCAAGUUCGUCUUACAACGUUUGCAUCACGAUGUUGUAUUUUUUUUUAGUGUUUUCAUUACUACCUUCUAUCUAUGGAGAUCUCUGUAGUGUUUGUAAAUGCGGUAUUAAGCAGUAUUACGAUCAAAAUAUGUAUGUCACCGAUUGUACCAAUGCAGGGAUUGAUGCAAGGACGGUUGAAUUGCUGGAAAAUUUACCCACAGAAACUGAGGUAUUCAUUUUCAAAGGAAAUUUUGUGCCAGUAUUACCAGUAAACAUUUUUGGUUCAGAUAAAAAUUUAACCAAGUUGAAAGUCAUAGACAUGACAGACAAUGGAAUCGAAGUAAUCAAAGGGAAAACAUUUCAUCAUGUUCCUGUAGUCGAAAGACUCAUAUUAGAUCAUAAUUCAAUCACUUUGACGAAUAAUUCUCACCCUAGGGUAUUUUCAAAUUUUGAAAAUUUGAGAGAACUGCACCUUACCGAUGCAUUUUUGGACAACACAUCGGCAGAUUUAGCAGAAGAGCUCCAUAGUAUAUUCAUCAAUAGUAAUCUAACGAAGCUCAUAAAGUUACACUUGGAACAAAAUGAAAUCAGCAGUUUUGCCGAUAAACGUGUGUUUUGCGAUUUGCAAAAUUUAAUGGAUUUGCAUUUGGGUAACAAUCAAUUGAAGAACGUUAACUUCGAUUUAAAAUGUUUGCAAAAUUUACGUUAUUUAGACUUGCAAUAUAAUCAGAUCAGUCAUUUUAGUCGUGAAGAUUUGAACACAUUCGAUUCGUUUGCGAAAAAACGCGAAUUCAACUUGGAUAUUCAUAAAAAUAACUUCACUUGCGAUUGUAGCGUAAAUGAUUUGUAUUCUUGGUUAAAAACUACCAAAGUUAUUGUGAGAAAUAACGAAAGUAUUUCUUGCCAUUAUUUCAGAGAUCCUCAUCCUAUUCUUUUAAAAGAUUUCAAUUCGUCUAAAUGUAUAAAUCGUAUUCCGUACGAAGGUGCUCAUCCUUAUACCAAGUAUUUAUUUUUCUCAAUUUUAGUUUUCCUCGUUAUAUAUUUGAUAUUUUUAAGCGUGAAAUACACAACGUUGUACUGUCGACAUUCUAUCGCACCUACUGGAAAAGUACAUUACGUCGUGAUUACAAAUCAAGAUGACCAUAGCAGAGAAGUUCGCGUGCAAUUGAACAAAAUACCAUUUAGUGUUUGAAACGCAAUUACGAGCUAUAAAAAUUCAUCGAACGCGGUCGUUUCGCUACUUCGACGUGAAUAUUGAUUGUUUUCCUAAGAUUAUUAUAAUACCAGUAUUGAAAUAUCACUCGUAAAUACUCGAGUUUCGUUCGUAAAAGUAUAAAGGCGUGUUUAUAGGUUUUCGUUUACUUAGCGAUAAAUCUGUCGUUUCCGCCGGCAUAAAAACAUACGAGUAUGUCUUCCAUUUAAUUUUUAUGUUUUACGAAAUGUGUUCAAAAUUAUUAAUAAGUUACACUUAUCGGUCGAACAACGGGACUGAACUUUACUUUUCAAUUUUUCGCAUUUAUUAAUUUUUUUUUUAUUUUUGUAUAUUUAGUUACGCUACUUAGCUGGUAAUUUUAUAUACUCUGGUCGACUUUAUCGUGUGGGUACGAGGUUGAAAAUGUAUUUUUGUGAUGUUUAUUUUACUCCUGAACAUUCCGAACAAACACACGUAUAAUGUGGUUAAAUUUUUUAUCCGUCCAAGGUGCCUUUCAAUAAUGACGUAUUCGUAAUGAGGUGAUGAUAGUUGUACCGAAAAAUCGACAGAUAGGUAUACAUUCAUCACCAUCGUCGUAUUAAAGUAUCAAUGGAGUUCUAUGAGGUAUUGGAAUAUUUUUCGUCGUUCUUUUCAUUUCAUCUGAACAGAUUAUGAAUACCUACUUAAUGUUGGCGAAUAUUGAAAAUUAUAUUACAAUUUGUAAUUGAUAUAUAUUCGUUUAAUUGUUUGUUUGAUAUUGAUGCAAUUUACACUCGAUUUUAGGCUUAUGUUGUUAUAUUGUUAUGUGAUAUUUUAGUGAUAUGGUCAUUUUCUUCUAUUAUUUUUUUAUAUCGAUAACCUCCUUAACAUAAAAUUAAAAUUUUUUACAUCCCAGUAUUUUAUAAGGAGACUAAAAAUGCUCGAUCACUCAAUUAUAAUAUUAUUAAUUUUAAAAGAAAGAACGCAGUACGCAGCUAUGGUUCUGUAUUAUUUUAGUAUCGUAUAAAUGGUAGCUUUUUGUAAUGAGUUUUUCAAUUUUUUUCACUUGAUGCAUUCCUAUGAGAUUUUUUUUUUUUAAUACUAACAUUUUGCUUUCAAUAAAUGGUAUGUUUGUUGUA
This is a messenger RNA of Planococcus citri (citrus mealybug), 2587 nucleotides long. RefSeq names its product trophoblast glycoprotein. Gene Ontology annotation, molecular function: protein binding. The transcript has 3 exons. Gene Ontology annotation, cellular component: membrane. The record is from RefSeq and is a predicted model, not a curated record. NCBI's taxonomy places the organism in Eukaryota, Metazoa, Arthropoda, Insecta, Hemiptera, Pseudococcidae. The coding region runs from base 288 to 1469 and encodes 393 amino acids.